Messenger RNA from Apaloderma vittatum (bar-tailed trogon), 598 nucleotides. Its product is annotated as 7-methylguanosine phosphate-specific 5'-nucleotidase. The record is from RefSeq and is a predicted model, not a curated record. The transcript has 5 exons. Gene Ontology annotation, molecular function: 5'-nucleotidase activity; magnesium ion binding. NCBI's taxonomy places the organism in Eukaryota, Metazoa, Chordata, Aves, Trogoniformes, Trogonidae. The annotation marks the transcript as partial. Gene Ontology annotation, cellular component: cytoplasm.
AUAUCCUUGAUAACAGCCGUGUUAUCAGCGAAGAUGGCAAGAAGGAGCUGCAGGAUCUGCUCCACUAUUACUAUCCCAUUGAAAUCGAUCCCAACCGGACCCUGGAAGAGAAACUUCCCCUCAUGGUGGAGUGGUGGACCAGGGCCCAUGAGCUGCUGUCGCAGCAGAAGAUCCGGAAGGGUGACAUAGCCCAGAUCGUCAGGGAAUCGGACGUGAUGCUGAGGGAUGGGUUCAAGGAGUUGUUCGAUCAGCUGCACAAGUUCAAUGUGCCCCUGUUCAUCUUCUCUGCCGGCAUCGGUGAUGUCCUCGAAGAGGUUAUCCGCCAGGCCAACGUCUUCUACUCGAACGUCAACGUGGUGUCCAACUACAUGGAUUUUGAUGAUAACGGAAUCCUCACACGUUUUAAGGAACCUCUCAUCCACACCUACAACAAGAACAACAGCGUCCUUCAGGGUACAGAGUAUUUCCAGCAGCUGAGCGCUAGGACGAGCGUCAUCUUGCUGGGGGACUCCAUGGGUGACCUGACGAUGGCAGAUGGCGUUCCCAGUGUGGAGAACAUCCUCAAGAUCGGCUUUCUCAACGACAAGGUGGGUGUGAG